Chrysemys picta bellii (western painted turtle) is the source of this 6931-nucleotide messenger RNA. RefSeq names its product myotubularin related protein 9 (gene MTMR9). Gene Ontology annotation, molecular function: phosphatidylinositol-3-phosphate phosphatase activity. NCBI's taxonomy places the organism in Eukaryota, Metazoa, Chordata, Testudines, Emydidae. Gene Ontology annotation, cellular component: membrane; cytoplasm. Gene Ontology annotation, biological process: phosphatidylinositol dephosphorylation; negative regulation of autophagy. The record is from RefSeq and is a predicted model, not a curated record.
ACCCUCAUCCCCCCCCCCCCACACACACCCCCCCUGGGCUCCUGUUCCCCCUCCCUCCACAGAGAGGUGGGAUUGUGACUCCCCCACCUCCUCCCUGGAGACCCCCUCAGGAGUGAGGCCCGUGACUCCCUCACUCCUAAGGUGGGAGCUGGGAAUCACCCUUACAGUUAUGACCCUUCCCAACCCUUUGGCUCCCUAGUAGCUGCUAGCACCAGCUAGUGUGGAAGAUCCCUGGGAUUGUGUGGAUCCUCCAUUUUGUCCCCAACAGGAGGUACUGGUGCUGCUGAGAGUAGGGCUUGCUUCCCCCCCCCCCUCCCCUCCCCACACCCUCCCAAAGCUGGUUAGUUGACAGGGUCAUUCCCAGGCCUGUACCAACCCCAGAGAAACAUGGAGUUUGCAGAGCUAAUCAAGACACCGCGAGCAGAUAAUGUGGUUCUGCACCGUCCUUUUUAUCCAGCAGUGGAAGGGACACUAUGCUUGACUGGCCACCAUCUCAUCCUCUCAUCUCGGCGCCAGGACAAUUCUGAGGAGCUGUGGCUGCUGCACUCAAACAUAGACUCAAUUGAAAAAAGGUUUGUUGGCUCGUUGGGCACCAUCAUUAUAAAAUGCAAAGAUCUGCGGAUUAUUCAACUGGAUAUACCUGGAAUGGAGGAGUGUUUGAACAUCGCUAGCUCUAUUGAGGCCUUGUCCACCCUGGAUUCUGUCACUCUAAUGUAUCCCUUCUUUUACCGGCCCAUGUUUGAAGUUGUCGAAGAUGGCUGGCACUCCUUCCUGCCUGAGCGAGAGUUCGAACUUCUCAGUUCAGUAACGAAUGAAUGGCGGCUGAGCUAUGUCAAUAAGGAGUUCUCCGUCUGCCCCUCCUACCCGCCAGCUGUCACUGUCCCAAAAUCAAUUGAUGAUGAGGCCCUUCGGAGAGUUGCAACCUUUCGCCAUGGUGGCCGCUUCCCCGUUCUAAGCUAUUACCAUAAGAAGAAUGGGAUGGUAAUGAUGCGGAGCAGCCAGCCUCUCACAGGUACUAAUGGGAGACGGUGUAAGGAAGAUUCAGCGCUUAUUAAUGCCACCUUGAGGGCAGGAAAGCGUGGCUACAUCAUUGAUACCCGUUCCCUGAAUGUUGCUCAGCAGGCCAGAGCCAAAGGAGGCGGCUUUGAGCAGGAAGUGCAGUAUCCUCAGUGGAGGCGAAUUCACAAAUCUGUUGAGAGGUAUAAUAUUCUGCAGGAAAGUCUCAUCAAACUUGUGGAAGCUUGCAAUGAUCAAUCACACAACAUGGAUCGCUGGCUUAGUAAACUGGAAGCCUCCAACUGGCUGACUCACAUUAAAGAGAUACUAACUGCGGCUUGUCUGGCUGCUCAGUGCAUUGACAGGGAAGGAGCAUCAGUGUUAGUUCACGGGACUGAAGGAACUGAUUCUACACUCCAGAUAACUUCAUUGGCUCAGAUCAUCUUGGAUCCAAGGUGCAGGACCAUACGUGGCUUUGAGGCUCUUAUUGAGAGAGAGUGGCUGCAGGCUGGUCACCCAUUUCAGCAGCGCUGUGCUCAGUCCGCCUACUCCAACAGCAAGCAGAAAUGGGAGUCCCCCGUGUUUUUCCUUUUCUUGGACUGCGUGUGGCAGACCCUCCGUCAGUUCCCUUGCUCUUUUGAAUUCAAUGGACACUUCCUCAUCAUGCUCUUCGAAAACGCCUACGCCUCGCAGUUUGGCACGUUUCUGGGCAACAACGAAAGUGAAAGGUGUAAACUGAAGCUACCACAGAAGACUAUGUCCUUGUGGUCUUGGGUGAAUCAGCCUUACGAACUGAGCAAAUUCAAGAAUCCUCUGUUUGAGGCCAACAGUCUCGUCAUCUGGCCGUCUGUCGCGCCACAGAGCCUGCAGCUUUGGGAAGGUGUCUUUCUCCGUUGGAAUAGGUCCUCCAAGUUUCUGGACGAAGCCUGCGAAGAAAUGAACAACAUCAUAGAGUACAACAAGGAACUUCAGGCAAAAGUCAAUGCACUGAGGAGGCAGUUAGCAGAACUGGAAACAGAUGAUGGGAUGCAGGAAAGCUCCUGAGAUCUUGCAAGGCUUUGGACACCAGGUCUUUCCUUUCAACUCACCUUUACACUAAAGACUAAACAGAGAAUGUGCAUGUGUUGCAGAACCCUCUGGUGCAAUUGCUCCUCAACCCUUCACUGCUGAAACCCUCACUUUACACUAUCUACAUCUCUUCCGUUUGGGAUGGGUCUCUUGUUUUUUGUUUACAGGGAAAGUGCACUAUUCAGCAUAGUGUUCUCUUGACCGUCGCUGUCUUUAAUAAAUUGUGUACAGUUUCAGCAUAAGCUUUGUCUCUUACCUCUGUCAAAGUUUGUACAGACCAGGAUGGGUCAGGAGAUGGAUGUGUUAUGUUUAAGUUGGGGACCAUUUUUUGACCUCUAAACAUUUAUUUGUAAGAGUAUUAAAUAUUUUUCUGAGUGGUCGGUGAAGGCAUUUUUGUCUAAGUUGCCUUUUUUGAGAUUAGUUAAGGCAGCGUUGUGUUCAGUGAUGCUUAUUUUUGGUUGGUUCUGAUGUUGCGUUUCAUACAUUCUAUGUUCCUUUUAUCCAGAAAGGCAGUGAGGACGCAAACGCGGUUUAAAAUGCCUCCGGUUUCUGGCAGUUACAUGAAACCUCCUGUACACUUGACAAAUAAGCAUGUGGUGUUUGAAUUAAGGAACCGGAAUUGGCUUGGUGGGGCUAACUGAAACAGAAGCCAGGUGAGAAGUUUGUAUGCAGUGUAGAACUUGUCAGGAUUGUUCUGCCAGGCUCUCUGCCUUGACUUUCAGUUGCAUUGUCUCUGUGUGUCAUGAACAAAUAUCUCCGAAGGGAUAACAAACUAUUCAUAUCCCACCUGGAAAACAAACAGGGCAAAUUGCUAGCAGAGGCAUUCAUUUGUUAGUGAAUAAACUAGUAACCAGAGCACACUGCCCUUUUGGGGAGUUCUGAUUGCACUGGCCUUUUUUAAAGGUUUGAACUGAUCCAUUGUGAUGCUAAGGUGCAAAAAUCCCUAUGGGUACUUUUAAAAACACCCCCUUUGCUCCAGAUGUAUUUUUGUCUUGCAUACUUCUGCGAGGCCUUUUAUCUGCUUUGGCAAACGUGAUCCAGCAACGUCUUAGAAAUGUGUUUUCGAUUAAAAUUUGUAGCUGCUAAAAACGGCUUGCAGUGUCCAAUUCUCCAUGUUAAAAAUGUUUGAUUUCUGGGGCUGCUUUCUGCAUUUCGGUGGUUUAGUCUGUGCUUUCAUCAACAUUUUAAAGGGAUGGUCAAGGCUAGGCCUUGAGAAUUAUUUAACUUACGUAGACUGUUCCACUUGAUUCCAAGUGGCUUGGUGUCUGUAGAACAAUUAUUUUCCCCUAAGGGAAGUGGAGGGCUGUCUCUUCAACCCACAAGGAUCCUUUCCUCCUCCUCCCUGGUUUAGCACCUCUAGAAGGGAGUAGAGCCUGAUAACCUGGUAUGUGGGCCCAACUGACUGAAUACGUUCUUGUUGGGAUGAGGAGACUAGCUGAGGAAGCACCUAGAAUUCCCUCAAGUCAUUCCCAAGAGACAUUGUUGUAUAUGGCAAUCCGAUGGGAUGGAUCUCAGGUCCAGUCGCUGGCAAAGGAGCAGCUGCAGGCUGCUUUAUGCGCCAUGCGGUAGCCUUUACUACAGGAAGUAAUAUGUAUUGCUCACUGCAGAGCCCAGGAGCAUCUGAGCAUCAGCCGCAAGGAAGGCUAUUUUUUGUCAGGUUGGCUAUGGGGAUGGCAGUGGCAUGCGUUUGCCAGUUUGCUUAUAGCACAACUUGACAUAAAUCUGGCUUUAAGGUGGCUUCCUUAACAGAGCUGUAGCAAGAAUAGUUCAAUUAUUCCCUGCUUUUUUUGCUGCAUUCAUCCCCAAAAUUCCCAGGCUGGACUGUUUAAAGCAAGUGCCAUCAAGUGGGGCAACUAGACACGUUCCUUAAUAAUUAAGGCUUAAAAACAUUUUGAGUGGACAGCAACCAGUCACGUUAGUCUUAGCUGGAAAACAAGCCCCGAAAGUGAAUGUAUAACUUCCAAUUUUUGUUUUGUGACUUUAAGCCACGAUUACCCCGUCACUACUGUUGAGAUGUACCGAUGGAAAAUUUUUCCCAGUAAGGUAGAACGUGUUCCCUUUGGAGCUGGUACUGGAGGCUGUUCGAAAUGGAGGCUUAAAAUGAUUGUUUAAAAAAUAAAAGCUUAUAAACUUCAAAACUACCAAGUCCAUAAAUGGUCAUUACAAGAAAUAAACCAAACACAACUACUGGCCAAGGCAAAGGUGUAGGAGGUUUGAAUUUAAUAGGACAAUGAGGCUGGGUGCUUUUUUUUUUUUAAGUUCCACGUUGGCCUAAUUUUGUUCCUAGUGAAGACAACAGCCGUAGAAUUAGACUAAUGUGGCACGUUCUAGGGUGCCCGCUUUGUGUUUAACUCAAUAUUUUACAGUAUUUUUAUUCUUAAAGUGGAUUGGCUUGUAUUUAAAAAAAAAACACUUGCUUAAUAGACAUAUUUGAAUGAUGAAGACUAAACUACUUUAAGAAUGUAAUCUGCCGAAAAUCCUGGUUUCUAAAUAUGUUCUUAAUCAAGGGUUUAAAAUAUUUUCUAUAUUACUUGACAGUGAGUGACCUUUAAAUAUCACUGUGCUGCCUUGUAUUAUAAAAAUCCUUUUUCUAAAACAUUCUGCCCUGGGCUGAUCUAAAUUUAGUCCCAAAAUGAUCUCGUUUUAUUGCAAACACUAGUUUGGCAGCUUUUUAUCUAACCGGGUAAUGAAAGAUAAGAAUACAUACAAUUUGUUUAAAGGUGCUUGUUUAAUUAAAAUGGUUUACCAGGGAGAUGGAUGUUCAGAUUCUCAUGUUAAACAUUUUUGGGAUGUUUUUGAGGGGGUGGGGUGGGAGGGCACCUUGGAUCCUAAAACUUAAGACAUGCGGGGCUCAGGUUUUUCCUGUGGUGACUAGUGAUCUCCGGUGCCUGUUGGUGACAUGUAAAAGGGUUUUCAGAACUUCUGACUACAGCCCUCAAAAGUCCAGACCCUUUCACGUGUAUCAAAUAUAGACCCUCCCUCCCCCCAAAUCACUAGCUACUCUUUAAAACCCUGGCUGAGUUCGCUGUACCUGCUCAGUUACAUUACUUUUAACAAAUAUUUUCAGAAUUUUGUUACUAUGGAUACCAUGAGUCCGAAAUAUGUAAUUACCAGCCAUAUUGGAAUGGCUCAGAAGAGAUUAUUUGGCUCCAUAUUAGACUAUCCAUAAAACACAUUUUUAAAGGUUUUGUAACUUCCAAAUGUAGCAAUGAUAUAUAAGACAGCAGCAAAGAGACUUUUUGGCCUCAAUGCAUGGUGGUUCCAGUCUCUCUUGCAAACAGCAUGCAUCUUUUGAGUAGCCAGCCGUGACAGCUAACAAAAGGCAGAGAAAUCUCACGUGAGGCUGGCGUUUCAUCCUAACCUUGUGCUACUGAACUGCAUUCACCCCAAAUGACAUGAGUGUUUCCCUCGAUUUAGCAUUAGUUUGGAUCACAACCAUAAUACUGUUGAUGGCACUGAUUGCUUUUAUUAUUCCCAUUGUUUCAGCCUUUAUAUUUCAAUUUUGUUCACAGCAGGAAAAAAAAAAAUCAAGGGAGGUGGAUAAUUAGUUUUCUUCCAAAUGGACACCUUCCCCGUUCCCUUUAAAUUGUGGAAUUGGGCGGGAUCGUGCGCGGCACUUUGCAGGAUUGCUGGAUCAGGGUCCAGAGUUCUCCAUACCUUGCAAGAUCAAAACCCAACAGCGUAUAUGUGUUCUUAGAAGUGGUGUAAUAUCCCCUAUGUAAAAUUCCCCUCUAGUAGUCUUCACCUCUCUAUCACCUUCCAGGUUUUAGGGUGGGGUGACCACAGAUAAUCCAGGCUGGGGUCCUCAGAUUCUUCUCCCACUUGUAUCUUUAUUCUGGGGCCACGAGGUUUACUCCCAUAAUAAAUGUUUACAAUCAGCAAUGGAGCACUCUUCUUUUGGAAGGGUGGCACGAGCUGGGCCCAGUUACAUUUACCUGUGUUGCCCCAUGAGAGACCUGAAGUGUUGUUUGGUGCAGGUAGUCACUUGCCUUCAGGUUGGACCUGAGCUGUAAGCAUUGUGUGGUAAGAACCAAGCCUGGGUCUUCAGCCUGGCAGUGCCUUGUGCUGUUGCCAAGACACCUGCUUCAAUUCUCUUUUGUACAUACCUAUAUGUGUAUAUAGAGUUAUAAAUGUAAUUAACACGCUGGACCUAGUACUCCUAAACCUCAAGGAAGUAUAGAAACUUAAUGGGGACACGUUGCCGUUUACCAAAAAUAGAAUGAACUUGCACAGCGUAGUGAACAACACAAAGGGAAUAUGUACUUUCGAUAGACAGGUAUUUUGAUUGUAUUAUUGAUCUAACGUUUGAAUGUGGCAAUCUGUUAAAGUGCACUAUUGUCCACGUUGCAUACAAUAUAAUUUGCACUGCAUAGCAUAUCAACAUCUGUAAUGUAUGCUUCUGUUAAAGCCUUGGAAAGUGCUAUCAUGUACAGGUUCCUGUACAGUGGAAAAUGUCUAUAUAUUAGAAAUUUUUUUGUAACUGUGAUAUUGAAUAGCACUGUUUGUUACGUACUAUACAUGAUGUAUCCAUUAACUAGUAUGAGCUAAGUAGUAAGUGCGUUCUGUCCGAAAACCUGGAAUCUCUAAUCAGAGUUGGCUGCUGCAUCAAACUUAAUUUAAAAUGAACCGUGUAACAGGAAUUGUGUGCUAUUAUGUUAGAUGUCUGUUGUUUGUGAACAGAAUCCCAGCCACCACUACGCAGAAUAUAUCACAAAAGGCUAAUGAAUCUGAGGAAAAUACAUUGGCUGAAAUUCUGUUCAGCUCUUUGGAAAAACGAAGAUACAAAAUGGCUGUAAAUUUUUGCUUAGACUUGUUGAGAAUGUAGUGUAAAUUGUCUGAAUUAAAACCUUCGAGACUUGAAAAGAAA